Onychomys torridus (southern grasshopper mouse) is the source of this 1746-nucleotide messenger RNA. RefSeq names its product enolase 1 (gene Eno1). The transcript has 12 exons. Lineage: Eukaryota; Metazoa; Chordata; Mammalia; Rodentia; Cricetidae. The record is from RefSeq and is a predicted model, not a curated record. Bases 138 to 1442 code for a protein of 434 amino acids. Gene Ontology annotation, molecular function: phosphopyruvate hydratase activity; magnesium ion binding. Gene Ontology annotation, biological process: glycolytic process. Gene Ontology annotation, cellular component: phosphopyruvate hydratase complex.
GACGGUGUCGGAGUGGGAGGCGCUUAGAGCAGCUUGGGACCAGGGUCGCGCGCACGUCUCUCCUAAACGCUCUUCAGGGUGUUUGCAGAAACAUCUGUUCGUUUCCUGCACAGCAACCCGGCUGCAAGAAACAGACCAUGUCUAUUCUCAAGAUCUGUGCCCGAGAGAUCUUUGACUCCCGUGGGAACCCCACUGUUGAGGUUGACCUCUGCACCUCAAAAGGUCUCUUCCGAGCUGCCGUGCCCAGUGGUGCCUCCACAGGCAUCUACGAGGCCCUCGAACUCCGUGACAAUGAUAAGACUCGCUACAUGGGGAAGGGUGUCUCAAAGGCUGUUGAGCACAUCAAUAAAACUAUCGCACCUGCUCUGGUUAGCAAGAAACUGAGUGUUGUGGAACAAGAGAAGAUCGACAAGCUGAUGAUUGAGAUGGACGGCACUGAAAAUAAAUCGAAAUUUGGUGCAAACGCCAUCCUGGGAGUGUCCCUGGCUGUCUGCAAAGCUGGUGCCGCAGAAAAGGGAGUGCCCCUUUAUCGUCACAUCGCUGACUUGGCUGGCAACCCCGAAGUUAUCCUGCCGGUUCCCGCUUUCAAUGUGAUCAACGGCGGUUCUCAUGCUGGCAACAAGCUGGCCAUGCAGGAGUUCAUGAUCCUCCCUGUGGGGGCUUCCAGUUUCCGGGAAGCCAUGCGUAUUGGGGCAGAGGUUUAUCACAACCUGAAGAAUGUCAUCAAGGAGAAAUAUGGGAAGGAUGCCACCAACGUGGGUGACGAGGGCGGAUUUGCGCCUAACAUCCUGGAGAACAAAGAAGCCCUGGAGCUGCUGAAGAACGCAAUUGGGAAGGCCGGCUACACUGACCAGGUUGUCAUUGGCAUGGAUGUGGCUGCCUCUGAGUUCUUCAGAUCUGGCAAGUAUGACCUGGACUUCAAAUCUCCUGAUGAUGCCAGCAGGUACAUCACGCCCGACCAGCUGGCUGACCUCUAUAAGUCCUUCAUCCAGAACUAUCCAGUGGUGUCCAUCGAAGAUCCCUUCGACCAGGAUGACUGGGAGGCCUGGAAGAAGUUCACUGCUAGUGCAGGCAUCCAGGUGGUUGGGGACGAUCUCACAGUAACCAACCCUAAGAGGAUUGCCAAGGCUGUGAGUGAGAAGGCCUGCAACUGCCUCCUGCUCAAAGUGAACCAGAUCGGCUCUGUGACCGAGUCUCUGCAGGCGUGUAAGCUGGCCCAGUCCAAUGGUUGGGGCGUCAUGGUGUCCCAUCGCUCUGGAGAGACUGAAGAUACUUUCAUCGCUGACCUGGUGGUAGGACUCUGCACUGGGCAGAUCAAGACUGGUGCCCCAUGCCGAUCUGAGCGCCUGGCCAAGUACAAUCAGAUCCUUAGAAUCGAGGAAGAGCUGGGCUGCAAGGCCAAGUUUGCCGGAAGGUGCUUCAGAAACCCCAUGGCCAAGUAAAGUUGUGGAGAACCCUGGAGCCACCAGCUGCUUCCACCCUAUCCCUGAUGUCAACAAGGCAGCUCAAAGCUGGCCCAGCGCUUGUCUCCCCCAUGCCUCUGCUUCCUUAGACAGCCACACCUGACCACCUUGAGCCCGCUGGAAAGCCCAGCUUUGUAAUCAUGUGAUUGGUCUAAAUCAUUGUUUCUGUCACCUCACUUCCAAGCUAAGUGUCUGAAGCCCAGUGUAAUCUUUAGGGUGGCCGCAGGUAAGAUCCCUGCCCCAGCAGUUCUACAUGCAAAAUAAAAGCCUCAGUGACCCAUAA